Iphiclides podalirius (scarce swallowtail) is the source of this 303-nucleotide messenger RNA. The record is from the annotation of a GenBank genome assembly. Lineage: Eukaryota; Metazoa; Arthropoda; Insecta; Lepidoptera; Papilionidae.
AUGGCUUACUGCAUUAUUUAUGCCGGCACGAAAUCGCCGCUGCAGUUUAUCGCGCCAUCUGGCGUCGGCGCGCGCGAAUAUCGCCCUUAUUGCCGCACGCGUGAGUCCACGGUGGCGUGGACGGGCCGGGGCAGAUGUGAAACAAAAAGAUUGAUCGCCCAUUCCCAUUCCGGUCGCGAGGCGCGUCGGGACAGGGCGCACGUGUUGAGUGCGCCGGCGCAUGCGGUUAGCGCCGCCCGAGCCCGGGACGGAUGCGCGGGCGAGGCGCGGCUCACGCUGUGCCCCAGGUCCCAGGUCGACGCA